Molecule: messenger RNA, 6748 nt
Organism: Thalassophryne amazonica
Lineage: Eukaryota; Metazoa; Chordata; Actinopteri; Batrachoidiformes; Batrachoididae
Product: general transcription factor 3C polypeptide 1-like
Biological process (GO): 5S class rRNA transcription by RNA polymerase III; transcription initiation at RNA polymerase III promoter
Cellular component (GO): transcription factor TFIIIC complex
Molecular function (GO): DNA binding
Source: RefSeq, a predicted model, not a curated record
ACUGAGUUACGAGGGUACUUGAACGAAGUUCCUUCUCUUAAAAAACAACAAACAAACACAUUGGAUCAUUUAUGUGUUUCUGCACAUUUCUAAUUCAAAUGCUCAAGUGUAUUGUUUUUUUUUGUAAUAUCCUGAGAGUUUAUGGGACUGGGUCGAGAACGGCGACGCGCGGAGGACGUUAGCUGGUGGGUGGCUAUGCUAACAGGAUGGAUGCGCUGAGCGGAGUUGUGGAUGAAGUAGCUCUAGAGGGUCUGGAUGGGAUCACGAUCCCCUCUCUGUGGAUACGACUGGAAGAUAGAACACCCAAGUUCCCCCUCCAGCUGGAUCCAUACACCAAAGACUACAUCUGGAAAUCACUCGUAUGCAACAAUGACUUAGAGUUCUAUGAGCUCCCAGAGGAGAGAGACGACGUUGUGCUGUUUGACAGGUUCAAAUGCAUAGAUCCAGACACAGGCACUGAGACAUUUUCUGGCACAAAGAAAGACAUCUAUCCCAUUCACAUUGUAGGAGAGAACAAGAAUGGGAUACAAGGUUCGUGUGCCUUCUUCAAAGAGAGGAAAAACAUCACUCAACAUGUUCGAUCCAAAUCCCUCACCAAUCUGGUCAACUUGGAGGAAGCUUUGCAAAGGUACGACCGAAAGCUUGUUGUCGUGGCAUCUCAGGCGCUGAGAUUUCGUUGUCUGAUUGGUCCUGAGAGUGAUCCCAGUUUGAAAAUUCCUGACGAACCUUACUGUAUUUUGGAGCGAAUUGGGCGAGCACGCUGGCAAGGAGAGCUGCAAACAGAUUUACAUGGACUUUGUUUCAAGACAGAUGCUCGAAAGUUUCACUAUUUGAAGAAAGGACUCGUCAAAAAUGGUCUUCUUAAAGUGCAGUCUCAUGUCAGACGGCAGGAUGGAAAGCCGCAGCAGCACACAGUUCUUCUGCUGCUCAACCGUUUCAACGUAAUCAGGAGGAGUAAGUACGACAUAUUGAUGGAGUGCUUAUCUAGCUUUCUGCAGCAGGCCCCCGAACAGACUGUGACCACGAGGAAAGUCCGUGAACACCUCAACGUGAAUGAGCGAACUCUCAGGCGUAUGUGUGAACACAUGCGAGGGGGCAAGUUCAUUGAGGUGAUCCGUUGCCCUCUGGAGGAAUUGGAUCCAAGUGCAGGACCACAAAAGAACAAAAAAGGGGAUCAAGUCCAAGUGUCCUGUUUGAAACUGCGAAAGCCAUAUAAAGGAAAAGCCAUAGUUGAGGAUGACGAUGAUGAGGAAGAGGAAGAGGAAACUGGAAUAAGACCAAAGGGGCGAAUAAUGGAGAGAGAUAUGAUUGCACAGUCGUAUGAUGUUGUUGUGUCUUCUGGCACUAAGGGAAUCUCACAGCGUGCUCUAGGGAGCAGAAUGAACGUUGGUAAACUGGAGUUCCGUAUGCUCUGCCGAAAGUUGGAAAGGGAUGGUGCAGUUAAAGCAUUCAUGGAAGAUGUAGGCCGUCAGAGGACUACAAAAUAUAUCAGCCACAGGUGUGUGGGUGCGAGUAACCACCUGCAAAUGUUUGCUAAGGAGCAAGAACGCAAAGACCUCUUCACUUCUGCACCACAAACAUUCGACACUUUGCCCACCUCCCCUGAAACACCAACACCUUCACAGUCUUUGGUGCAUAAAAGCACUGAAUCUUUAGACAAUGAGCUUCAGAAAGAUGGAAUUGGAGAUGCAGAAGAUGGACAGACAUGUGGUAAUGGAGAACCUAGUGUUGAAUGCUUGACUGUAGACAAAGUAAUGGCUAAAGUGGUAAGAAAAACACCAGGGAAGGAAGGCUGUGUAAAAACCAAACAGGCAAAAUGUGAGAAGACCGGCACACAUCUUACACCUCCUGAAGGUGCAACAGGAGCCUUUACCAUACAGGAGGAUAACAGACCAUCAGGCUUAGAGUCAGUUCCUGCAGCCGUUCAUCAGACUGGGGUGCUCAGCACGUCUGCUAAACCAGCAGACGAUGAUGUGGUGGUUAUGGAAGAUGUCCAGCAGGAGGGUACAAGUGGUGAAGCAUCAAGAAGCCAUACGUGCACUCCCAAGCAGGAGAAUGUGACGUACCGCGUCUUGAAACGGAAGAACCUGAUUAUUGAAGCUGUCCGCAACUACAAAAUUAUAGAGAGUCUCUUCCAGUUACAGAAGUUGAUCGGUGAUGCAGAGAAGCAGGAUGGGUACAGCUCAAAGUGCUGCAAGAAGACAAUUCUGCGUCACAUUCAGAGCCUGGCUCGAGAAGGUUUGGUAAAGUUGUACACUACCACAGUCAUACAAGAUGGAAUCAGCAAGAAGGUUGAGAUGGUUGUUCAUCCAUCCAUUCAGCCCAAUGAUGACAUAGUGAAGAAAGCCAUCGAACAAGUCCGCUACAAAAUCACUACCUCCACCUCUUCUGUACAUCAGCAGCAGGCUGAUGACCAAGCCAAAGAACAAAGAAAUGUCGCAGAGGAAAUACGUACCAGCACCAACAAGGCCCAAACGCGCACGCGUGAAAAGAAAGCAGCGAGCAUGAGCGACAGAGCCUUCAACCCCAUACGAGUUCAAGGAAUCAGUAAGACUUUGGGGUUCCAGCCUAAAAUGCAUCGCCUGGGUGUUGUUCAUAGCUUCCUCUGGUAUGUUAUAUACGGGCACCCUCUGAAAGACACCAUCACAGAGCCUCACUCGCCCAGCCAAACACCAGGGGACUCUAAUGAUGGUGAUCCCGCUGAACACUCAGACACGUUUGAAAAAGACGGUGUCUCAAAUACAGGGGGCAGUAACGACACUCACAGCCCCAUCGUCACAGACAGACAACCACAGACGUCUGAAAAUGGCUGCAUGGGCAUUCUGGAUCCACAACCUGCAAAUUCUGCACUUUCUAACAUGGAUACAACAUCACUGGAUGGUGAAGAGGAGAUGCUGAAGGAAGAAUCCAAUACAACUGACUCUCAUCUUUCAAAUUUAAAAGUGUAUUGUGAGGAAGAUUCUUGGAAGAAAUUCAUUCCUCCUCUCCGACCACACAGAGACUGUGGCGACGGCUGGGCUCUUAUUAAUGACCUGAUCGUUUGCCUGCCUCUCUCCAUCUUCCUACAGAUCAUACAGAUCACGUACAAGGUUGACGGACUGGAUGAGUAUCUGAACCACCCUGUGAAGCAGCACUAUCUUCUGAGGGUUCUGCCUGCCAAAAUAAGAAUGCAGCUGUUUCAUAAACGGAAAUACCUCUUCUCUUUUUAUGAGAACUUGCAGAGAUUAGUAUACAUGGGACUGCUGCACUUUGGCCCUGUGGCGAAAUUUCAGGAGAAAGACCAGGGUUUAGUGUACCUGAAGCGCAAUGCCACAGUUGUUGACACCACCAGUGCGGAGCCUCACUAUUGUUUGGUCACAGAGUCACCUGACAAUCCAUUUGUGAGGCGGUAUUACACAUUUAACACUGCUAAAGAUGUGGAAAGCUACUGGUUUGACCUGAUGUGUGUCUGCCUCAAUACACCACUGGGGCUAGUCCGAGGGAAGAGAGGCGAAAGUGAGGAGGAAGCAGACCCUUCCGGUGUGCGUGACCGCUCUGUGUUCCCAGCGUUGGCAUAUCUGUUGAAGGGCAGUAAAGUGGUGUGUGACGAUGGGAGCAUACCAGGAGACGGUAAAGGAGCGGGAGGUCUGGACGCAGAAUUUUUUGCUCAUCUGAAACGGAACUGGUUUUGGACAAGUCACUUACAUGUUGACAAUCCAAAUGAUGCAGUGACAACUGACAUCAAAACUAAACUAAGGACCCGCGUGAGUCAAAGCAAUCUCAAGAACUACUUUAAACCUGGAGAACUAACUUCAUCCAUGUAUGUGACUGCCAAUAAAAUGCAGCUCAGAGAAGAAACUGUUGAGAUGGGUAUAGAGCCCGCUACAAGAAAUCAGCAGGUGGUCGGAGGAAAACGACAAAAGAGGAAAAGAAGCAAAAAGGAGGUGGUCAAGGUCCCACGCAAGAAGAAGAAAGGGCCCAAGAUACGCACCGCUCCCCACGAUGAGGCGGACCACCAAGCUUUGAAGAUGAUGACCAAACGUAGAGUUUCCUGGUCUGUGCAGGAGGAUGCCCUGAUGAUCCUCUGCAGUGUGGCGUCAUACCUACUCAACACCAAGUUAAACAGGCCAUUCAUACCUCACUGCGUGGUAAGAGACCUGCUCCAAGCAGAGUUUGAAAAGUCAUGCGAUAAAACAUCUGUUGCUGUUGGACGCCGAAAGCGCUACAUUCUUAAGAAUCCCCAGACACUUCUGAACUACAGGAUCUGGCUGGCUGAGGUACACCAGGACAAAGCUCUGAUGGAUCUGCUAGAAGAGAAGAAACCUGCCAAUCCAGAUCAAGCAGAAGAUUGUGCUGCAGCAUUAAUUGAAUAUACCAGGCUGCUUAGGCAGAAGUUCAGAUCUUAUGCUGCAGACCCAUGUGACACCAUCAUGCCAGACACAAAACAUCAGAUUGUCUCAAGGUUUAAGGUUUGUGCAAUAGACGAUGGAAAACAGAUGUCAUUCAAAGACUUCAUCAAUAGCACAGCCGACAUUCAUGCCAUCGUGUUGUAUAACUUGAUGCAGAGCUCUCUGGCCAUGACCAAUUAUCAGAUGAAGUCUUGCCGAUCUUUUCAGACCUUCCAUACAUACAGCAAAUAUAGUGAGGAAUUGCUCUUUCAAGUAUUCAUUCAAUGUAGGAAGACGGGUCUGGUCAACCGACGACGUGUGAACGUUAAGGGGCUGCACAAGAAACGAGCCCUACCCAUCCUACCUAUGUCCUACCAGCUGUCCCAGUCGUACUACAGGUGUUUCUCGUGGCGUUUUCCUCGAACACUGUACAAUGAGCUGUUCCGCUUCACGAAGAACCUAACCUGCAGGGCGAUAAGAGACGACAGACCAGUUACUACGUUCUACCAGGAAACCAAGAACAGGACGGAGAAUGGCGAGGAUGUGUUGGAGAGAACAAGCAAAAAGAAGCCAGAGGGAUCGUCAGAAGUGGAAAAGAGUAAGGCCCCAAAGGAAGGAGGGAAAGACCAGGGAGGAGAAGAGAAGCAGAAAGAGCUGAAUCGAGAAAAUGGAGACGAUAUUGCCGGCGGUUCCGACGUCACUCAAUCUGCCAGAGAGCAGAUCAGUGAUCAUCUCACCCACAAUGAAGAGGAUCCAGGGGUGACUUCAUGUGAAGUUCCAGAGGUGUAUCCAGACGUGUCGGACAUGCUGAGGUACUCUCUGGACUCUUUAGGGGGAUCGUGUGUGGCCGUUCUCAGCCUGAUGACUCUGGGACUGCUGUCUGUGCACGUGUCCAUACCCAAACAGAUUGUGGUGGUGGAUAGCACCUUAGUGGAUGACACAGUCAAGAGUGGUAUGGCAGCGCUGGAGGAAGAUGAUGAUGAUGAUGAUGAUGGCGGCGAGGAGUGUGAGGGGAGAAAGAGGAUGGAAGUGAAGUCACAUCAAGCAUCACACACAAAGUACCUGAUGAUGCGUGGAUACUGCUGUCCCGGCAUAGUAAAAAUGCGUGACCUCAACACCAAUGAUAACAUUGUGGUAGAUUCCUGUAUGAUGAAGCUGCAGCUACGCAGCACACGUGCACACAACUUGUUCAGUGUGGACGAUUUUUCACCACUGGCCCUGUUGGAGUGUGGUCCAUCUGUGGUGCCGUCCUUGUUAACGUUCUCCAUUCACAGCCGCUCCUCCGCUGCACGCAGUGAGGAGCUGAGCGAGCAGCGUCUCCUUGAUCAAAGAGGCUACUCGCCUGAGGACGUGGAAGCAUGUGCUCUGCUGAGGAGUAGCUUAGAGGAGGCUGGCGAAAAAGGCGCGGAUGUGGCCGACUUCUGCCAGGUGCACAGAUGCCUGGUGGAGCCGCAGCCUGGACACACUCGGAGCCUGCGGCAGUACAUGCAGGAUUUAGAAGAAGAUGGUCAAGUGUUACGCGUCGGGGUUGGCGUGCGCUGGGUGCUCUUGAAGCACGCCGACCCGUGGCUUGUGACUGUAAACCCCGGCUCUGGUCCAGGUUAUGCUAACACAGAUGGACGUCCUGUUGUCAAGAAUCUGCACAAAAUUCCCUUCCAGCGCAAGAGAUUCCGGAGAGUCCAACCAGACCUGGAGGAGCCACCAGCAAAAAAAGUGGCUGGAGACAGAGAAGAAAUGGACGAAUUUCCAAGUGAAUCCAUAGGAAAUGAUGAGAGUAGAGACAAAGUAUUGGAAAGAUGGCAGACGCCUGGGAAUGAAGGAAAGGAGGUGGCGGCACAGGAGACAUCAGAAACUGUGGAAAAACACCAUGAAGUGAGUGAACAGGGAGUGAAAGAAGACAAGGUGGAGCAUGAUGGAGAUAAGGAGGUGUGCCCGCCUCAUGCAGCACCAGCUGAUCCUGAUGAUGAGGAAAGUUUGAGUUUCAUCAGCCGCCCGUGGCGUAUGGUUGACGGCAUGCUGAACCGGCAGGUGUGUAAGGGCAUGCUGGAGGGUGUUCUUUUCCACAUCAUGUCCCUUCCUGGUCUCACACAGCGGAGUCUGAUGGAGCAUUACAGAGACGUGCUACAGCCAGUGGUCAUUCUAGACCUUGUGCAGGCUCUUAUAGAACUGGGCUGUGUGAAGAAGAAAACACUGGUUAAAAGUCCUAAACCCUCACUGUUCUCCCGCUCUGUGCGUCUGCCACGGUGCGAGGCAGAAGCGAUGAUGGAGCAGCCAGAUGCCGUGUUCUACGAGCCCACCAUCAGCUGCUGCGUGCGACUCGCUUUGGUCUUACCCAACGAACGUCACUGGAACCACUCAGUGUGAAUUCCUUCACGACCCUC